AUGGGGAUUGACAUAAAUGGAACGAAGCUGAGAAUACUAAUUUAUGCAGAUGACAUCACAAUUCUGGCGAACAAUACGGAAGAACUAAAAGAGAUGACAGAAAAGGUAGAAGAAGCGACGAAGAGGAUUGGACUCAGAUUGAAUAAAGAGAAGACAUGCUGGAUGGGAAAUGUGGAAGGAGUACUGAGAAUUCAGAAUCUGGAGAUUCAGAAGACCGAGAAGUGCAAAUAUUUGGGUCAGACGUUGACGUUUCCAAAUGAGCAUAGCGAAGAGAUAAAGGACAGAAUCAGAAGUGGAUGGUGCAAGUUCCAGGAAGUUAAAUGGCUGCUGAUGAACAAGAAGACUCCCACAUCACUGAAGGCGAAAUACUACAAGAUGUGUAUUGAACCCGCGUUGCUGUACGGGGCAGAAACUUGGGCAUGGACAAAAGCGGAUCGAAUCAAGCUCAGCAGAAGUCAAAAGAAGAUGGAAAGAAUGAUGUGUAAUGUAAAGUUAAGAUGGGGAAUUAGAAGCAAAAGAAUAAGAAGAUGGACAGGUCUAGAUGAAGUGGUGGUGAAGGCAACGGAAAGAAAGUGGAAGUUUGGAAGGAGUGUAGUCAAAAUGCCUGAAGAUAGAUGGGAAAGGAAAAUUACGACCUGGAAACCUGAUGGCAAAAGACCGAUUGGCAGACCUCGUACACGGUGGCAGGAUGAGACAAGGAAGAAGGUUGGAAUAGACUGGAUGGAGGCGGAAGAUGGAAGAUGGCAAGAAGCUCUCAGGCACUACACCGAAGAAAUCAAAGAUUAUUGUCACAUUUAA
Messenger RNA from Bursaphelenchus okinawaensis, 798 nucleotides. The record is from the annotation of a GenBank genome assembly. Lineage: Eukaryota; Metazoa; Nematoda; Chromadorea; Rhabditida; Aphelenchoididae.